CGCUGAUUCAUAGCAAGAAAGAAAGUGAACGUGAAGCCGAAAAACAAAAAGUAUGAAAUAACCCGGGAUGAAAAUGGGUAAGAUUAUACUCGACGAAAAUGUCCGAACGUUUUUUCAUGGGCAGAGGAAGUGAAUGUUGAUACAUACGAAGAAUUUGUUCCGGCUGCAGGUAGAGGAGAAGAGUGAUGGAGUGUGACGAGUGAGCAACGACGAGAGACGAGAAAGCAACAGGUGCCAGUAACAAGGCGAAGCACAACAAGUAAUCGCUUCGAUUCGGACUUCUAAGCAUGAGGAAAUUUUAUUUUUAACACACGCGCUAGGUACUGCUCGUUAGAAAUAAAAUACCACCUAAAAGUUGGUUUUUCCCGUGGAAGAGAACUCGCGUUCGUGAGCAGUGAAGGUACAUCAACGAAUUACAAAGAGUCGGACGAGAGUUCGUUCUUGCUGAGAGAAGAGAUUUCGUGGUCGAUUGUUUCCUGCUUUCCCCCAAACGUUUACAUGUGAACUCCUCGUCAUAUAAGUUAGUCCUUCUUCCACGAUUGAUGCAAUAGCAAUUUCAACAUCUUCUACACAGGCCGCGGGACGACCAGUUUUUUGAGUUUCAUCUUAUGUUGCGGAAAAAAAAACCGAAUAUUGUGACGUAUCAGAGGCGACGAGAAAAUGACAAAAGUUAACAUGCGGCCCAUUGUGGAAGGAUGAUCUCAGUUGGAGAAUGAAAGAGAUCACCUUCUGGUAUAAAAGGACAGCGUCUUUUUCUUCUUUCUGUGCUGUGAGUGUGCAACCACUUCAUCUACGUAGAAGUGCCACCUGCGGUGUGCUAAGUCCUCUGCCGCUGCGAGAGCCGGAAAAUAGAGAGCCACUCUGUCCGUGGAAUCAAUCAAGAAGACCAUUUCAUCCGUCGAAGAGGAGGAUAACGCGUUGAAAUAAAGGGUCUACUUUUCGCUGGAGAAACUGCGUCAAUAUGGCGCUGGUGGCGGUGAGCAAGCACCCUGCGGCGCACACGGAAAAUUUCCGGUCCACCAAUGUGCGUUUUUUGCAGGAACAGAACAAGCAGGCCUUGUCGGCCUUGCAAAAGGUUGAAGAAGAGAGAAAUGAGGUAUAGUACACGACUUUUUGCAACUCCUUUCAGUGGUCUUGACUGUCGGCAGUUCUCGUUGCACUGAGUUUGUUACUAGUACCAUUCCUACUGACAAUACAGCAUCGGAGACACGACCUUUUUCGAUAUUUUGCACACGUCGUCUAUAAUAACAUCAAGCAGACCACCGAGCUACUACAAGUUGACCGAAAUAAUAAAUUUUUUUAUUUCACCUUUCUCAGGCUUUCGCGGUCAUUAAGGAAUGGGAGGCCAAGCAGUCGAAGCUCGAGGGCGAAUAUGACGACCUGCAGUAUCAGCUCGAGGACCUGGAGCAGAGUAACAUCAAGUCCCGCGCGGGCCUGCAACAAAAGGAUGAGCACGUGCGCGUGCUGUCGGAGCAGAACCGGCAGCUGCUCACCAUGCUGGAAACGGAAGAGGCGAAGGCAAAAAGCAAACAGGAGGAAGUCGUGGUGGCCAUUGAUCUCAACAAAAGUCUAAAAGAACUGCAGGUACUUUGAAAAUAUGAUUUUUGUGAUGCUGAAAGGAAAAUGAUUUAUUCCCCGUUCGUUUUCUACACCUAGUUUUGGAAGGCAAAGUGCCAACUUCUUCAAAAUGUUUGAAGUACUCGUCUGCACCAUCUCCGUUUUUAAUAAAGUUAAUGCGUGUUAUGAAGUGCAUUUGGCAUAUACCACAAUUACAUGAUACCACUCGACGAAAAUAAUUAUAUCAGGUGAAGUUCGAGAAGAUGAAGGCGAGCGGAGAUGCCCAGCUGCUGGCCGUUACCACUGAGGUGGUGAAGCUACAGGAGGAGGCCAAGAAUGCGCGCAACGAAACCGAACAGCUGCAGACGGCGGCGCGGAAUUUCACCGCGCAGGCCAAGCGGGACAUCGAGGAACUGGAGGAGCGGCUGCAGGAGGCCAAGAAGCAGAACGUGCUGCACCUGCAGCAGAUCCAGCACAACGAGGUGAACGAGCACCGGUUGCUGGAGAAAAUCAACUCCUGGAAGUUGCAGAUCGAGGAACUCGGGGUGCAGAAAAAGGCCAUCAAGAUCCAGCUGGACGGGGACCUCAUGGCCCGCGGGAGUUGGACCAAGAGCAAGAUGGACAUUUUGAAGCGCACCGAGAUGCUGGAAGAAACCGCGGGCGAGCUGCGGGCGGCGAUCGUGGCCGCGGAGCAAACCAACAGCAACAUGACGGAGGAGAAUCGCAAGGGGGCGGAAAACUUCCGGGAGAUGGGGGACAAGGUGUACUCGCUCAUGGACCAGCUGCGCAUGAACCAGGUAAACUUGAAAAAAGAGGAAUCCACGGCGAAGGACCGGGAAAAGAAGAUCGUGCAGCUGGAGAAACAGUAUUUAUUAGUUGGGGCUACUAAAGGCGAUAUUUUUUGUUCUCCUACUAUGAGCUGUAGAAGUUGAUGUUGUAGUGCGGUCGUUUCUUGAUACGUCGGCGAUGAUCGGAAAGAUGAGUAAAACUUUUGUACAAGAGCAUCAAAUACUUCUUUUUACGCAUGCAGUUCCCGUUCCGUACGUGAUCAUGCGGAACAUCAAGCGAAGCGAAUGAAUUUUCCAAACAGGUACCAGCUGCUGCAGCAAAAGCUUUCGCUGGAGGUGGAGGCCAAGCAGCAAGCCGAGCAGGAGUCCCGGUCUUCGGCGCAGAUGCAGGCACUGCUAGGGAAAAAGAACAAGAAGCUCGAGGAAGGUUUGCAGCUGGCGCUGCGCGGGCAGGAAAAGGCGGAAAAGAAGCAACAGGAACUGGCGGACAAGGGGAACGCGCUGCAGACGCAGAACGCUUACUUGGCGGCCCGCGUCGACGGGCAGGAGGAGGAUAAGAUGGCUCUGAAGGCGGAAAUACGGAAGCAGGCCGAGGACGGGAAGCAGUGCCAGCUCACCUACCAGUCGUUGCAAACCCAAAAAACUGAAAAAGAGGACGAGCACAACGCGCUAGAGGCGGAAAAAGCAGCGAUAACAGCGGAGUUGGACUACAUACGAAGAGAGGACAUGUUGGACGAAACAGGGAGAACAAAGGUGAGUACUUAGUUUUAUAGUCUAUAGACAGAUAAGGACUUGACUCAAAAGCUGUAGAGGAGAGUUGCGAAACCCUUAAACAGGGUCUAAAGUUGCGGCUCAACCUGCAGCAAACCUGGAGCAAACCCCUAGGGCUUUUAGAAGUGGCGCAGUUUUCUACUCGCGAAUGCGCACGCUAUUCGACCCAAAAGAUGGAGGUCGACCCGUAGGGAACAAGCAAAAAUCGCGAAAAGUGCGACAUUUUGGAAGCGCUGAACCUGCAUGCUAUUACGACAAAACCUGGAGCUUUUCUGGGGCUCGAGCUCUAGAGCUUUUCAUGUAUUUGCGCUCUUAUUUUUCGAAAGCGCGUGCUGCUGUGGAAAUAUUUGUAUUUCCGACAAAUUCUACGACUUGAGCUGUAGGGGUUCAGCGCGAUGAGCGACAAAGAAACCCCUGGGCGCUGCAAAAAUAGCCCGAGCCCUACACGCAGCGACAACCCCCGCGCUCAGAAGAGAGCCCCUUGUCGCCUUCAAUAUGCAAGUGCCCCUCGCCCAGUGUUGUGCGCCCUGCUGCUGGUGGCGGCAGCCCUUGCCCCUGCGUGCGGGCGCCUGCCACGUCGCCCUGGCAGCAUUUCUCGCUCUUUGCGUUAGGUCCUGCCCCUCGCAGUAACUCUUGUCCCUCGCAGUAGCUCUUGCCCCUCGCAGUAAGUCUUGCCCCUGCGCAUACGCCUUGCCCCUGAUAGGACUUCUUGCCCUUUGUAAUACUAGCACCCCUUGCCCCUCGCAGAACAUCUCGCCCCUGCAGGCACAUCUUGCCCCUGAUAGGAUGUCUUGUCCCUUGUAGUACUAGUGCCCCUUGCCCCUCGAAGUACAUCUCGCCCCUGCAGGCGCAUUUUGCCCCUGAUAGGACUUCUUGUCCCUUGUAGUACUAGUGCCCCUCGCCCCUCACAGUACAUCUCGCCCCUGCAGGCACAUCUAUCUUGCCCCUGCAGGCACAUCUAUAGUUGGACUACAUACGAAGAGAGGACAUGCUGGACGAAACAGGGAGAACAAAGGUGAGUAUUUAUUUUACACUGAAGCUGGUUGAACUUGUUUUCCUUCAUGAUAUGAACGAAUGAAAUGCGCGUCGAUUCUUUUCAUUUUUCAUGGUGUUGUUUUAUCAGCAUGGUCAUAAGAAUUUAGAUUGGUUUUACUUUCCCUAUCAAAACAGCCUGUGCUCAUCGAGUCCAACGACAGCAAGCUGGUGGAGCGAUUGCAAAUAAACGAGUUCCUAUACUCCGCGCAGCAGGCCAGAAACCCAGUGCCCAUGAUCAUCGAAAAGGUACUCCUGGUCGCGGCUAUUCUGAUGUGUUUUUGCGAAUGGUGACGGUCAAUAAAAAGAAAAAAUCAACAUCUUCUUGAUGUGGUAAAUCAAUAGACAAGAAGAUACAUAGUAUAUCCCAUCAGGAAUGUUGAUUAGAUGACUACAAUCAACCAAGGUUUCGCACGUUCUUGAGCUGCUCCACACGGCGCAAACCCAGUCAGACCAAUACCUGCUCGACCUGCAGAAAUCGAACUCCUUGCUGCAAGCGCUGCGACAGAAGAACCUCACUUUGUAUGAAAAGUCGCAGGCGUGCGAGAGCUGGAAGCUGCGUGCGCUGAUGAAGAUUGUGGCCAACGCGUUCCAGUCGCGUGAAAGCUACAGUGGCAUGCACACCUCGGACACCUGCAAUCUGUUUCUGGACGGGCUGCAGUACACGACGAAGGAGCUCGAGCAGCUGAAGGAGCUGGUGAUUUCCUACGACAGGCAGGACAAAGUGCACCAGCUGCACCUGCAGGACAACGGUUUGACCGACGACGCGUUGGGCAUACUCCAGGACUUGCUCUCCACCAUGCCCUACCUAAAAAUUCUGGACGUGAGGAAAAACAAGUUGACCGACAUCGGACUGCAGUCCUUAAGGGUGUGGCUCUCGAACCAACCAGGUACUUAACAAGCAAGCAGAAUUUAAGUAAGUAAGUACUUAAGGAUUGAUUACAAAAUUAUGUAAGGAAAUCAUACAUUAAGUGGGCUGCACUAGGAGCAGUAGCUUGUUUUUUAUGUUCGCACCAUCUGCUUCUGUACGAACCAGACUUUUGCCUGCAUCUGCAAAUGUAGUGCCACAUCGAUCUCCUUACUAUCACUAAUAUUGCACGUUCUGGAACUAAACUUCUACUCCCAGGUAUAACCGAUGUGACCCGCGACUUGCAAGAAAUUCGGGCGCGCAGUGGGAACCAGAUUCGGUUACGCGUCCUUGUGGAGGAGCAGGGCGAGCUACGAGAGUGCACAACUCCACGUGCUCUCACGGAUUUUUCAUGCAAAAUGUCCGAAAAUCCUUUCAUGGCAGCUUUUUGGCCAUAGUUGAAGUUGUAUGACAAGUUGAUGUUCUGGAAGCCCAAACUUCUCUACAAUCUCUACGUCGAUCAUUUGUCAUGUAAAGGAUCCACGAUGUUGCUCUCGGUGCAGGUUAUUUCUGUUGCUCUGCGUUGCAAAUGAAGGUGAGCGAAAGUUGUGCACUCUCAUACGAGCAGCAUCACGAGCCGUUGCCGGUUUCCUUUUCUUCGUCCAACCAGAGGACCGAUAUGGCGUCUGUGCAGGCCGACGAUUUUCUGGCCAGCGCCGCCGGUGUCACCGCGGAGAAGGGACCGUUGUCCAGCUACAUCGACGUGCAACAUGCGAACCCGGCGGCCGGGGCGGCGAACGGCGGGGCCGCGGCCGGCGGCGAGAGUCUAGACCCGCAGUACGGCGGGGUGCCAGUCGGUUUGGGUGGGGCGGGUGACACGAUGGGCCGUUUGGGGGAAAAAACCGGACUGCCGGCUGUGAAGGCAAAGGCCGGGGCCGGACCCAAGGCAGGCAGGCGGUGAGUAGUGGAGGAAAUGUUGAGAUCUGUCCUGCCUUUUUGAAUUCGGAAAUCCGACGGUAUCAUAGAAAAAGAGUUCGAUGGGUGGUUUGAUUUCACCCACCGGAUGAUUUUUACUGUAUCUCGUCAACCGAAGGACUUACGAAUUAAUUAGCCAAAGAUGACACGUUAUUUUUCAGAUUGAUGACGCAAGCGUAACGAGAAGAACAAGGCAUUACGUUGUACUGAAAAGACAAUGCGCUUGUUCUGUCUCAGAUGACACGUUAUUUUAGUUUCUCAGAUUGAUUGACAUGGAGAAGGGUUGUUAGUUUACUACCCGGCUCACGAAGCAGCAGCUGUUAGCUGGCUUUGACGCUGCAGCAGGGCUCAGCAAAUCUAACGACGGUAGUACAGCCAAAUGCUAUUGCUAACUAAUAUGCAGAAUUGACGGAAAAAAGACUAUCCUACGUCCCAUACGCAAAAUGAUGUUUACAGUACGAAGCUGAUCAAAAUGAACGCAGAAAUAAUUGCUAGUGCUAGGUCAGACCUGGCGCUCUUGCAACGUGGCUACUGGCCUAGGACGUCCACGCACCCCAUGAGCUUUGCAAGCCGCCACGUCA
Molecule: messenger RNA, 6551 nt
Organism: Amoebophrya sp. A120
Lineage: Eukaryota; Dinophyceae; Syndiniales; Amoebophryaceae
Source: the annotation of a GenBank genome assembly